AUGUUGACUGUGGCGGUGUUCAGAUUCGACGCGUACCAUCCCGGGCAACAGCGGCGAUUAAGCCUGUUCACCCUGGUGGCCCACCUCGUCAUUGGGGUGUGGCUACCAACACGGGUCGAGCGGGUGACUGAGCCCAGGCGUCGGUGCCCCGCCGCUACAACGUCUUUUGACAAUGGGCGUAAGCCGGGGCGCACCCGGGACGAGUACCUGUCCGCCUCUUCGGGGGUGACGACGUACGCGCCACUGCCGACUGUCCUGUGGAAGUCGUGCAAGGGUGUCGCGUCGUCAGCAGACUGCUGCCUCAAGACGCCCGCGACGGUCCGACCUCUCCUCCAAGCGCGACGAGACACCAGGCGACAGGACACCAGGCGACGUCUGUGUAGGAAGUGUGCAGCGGUGAGUGGACUAGAAGCAACCACCUUCGAGUGGCGCGUCCGCACCCGCACCCGUAUUACGGGGCACGUCUGCCAGACGUCUAAUGCAGGUAGACGACAACAGACGGCCUUUCCGGCGCCCACGCUGUCCCCGCAGGUCAAACUGUGGGCGUCGAGGGUUGAGCUUGGGUUGCCAGUUGGCCCACCCUCUGCCCGGUUGACGGCCCUGUCUGUUGACGGGGGUCCUACGCACGGUGUGGCUUGCACACGGGUUCACAUCAAGACCUCGUCGUAUCCUCGGAUCCGUUCGGGGAUGGACGGCAUCGGACAAGACAGCAAGUGGCUUCGAGGGCGCAAGUUCCCCUCGAUUCAAGACGCCGCCCCGAGGUACGGUCGUCCAGUGCGUAGAAGCAUGGACGUGCCUGGUGCAGGCCUCUUCGUGGCCCUCGGGACUAGUACCGCUGUUGCGGGAAGCUAA
Messenger RNA from Dichomitus squalens LYAD-421 SS1, 852 nucleotides. RefSeq lists its product as uncharacterized. The transcript has 5 exons. The coding region runs from base 1 to 852 and encodes 283 amino acids. Lineage: Eukaryota; Fungi; Basidiomycota; Agaricomycetes; Polyporales; Polyporaceae. The record is from RefSeq and is a predicted model, not a curated record.